AUGACUAGUACACAUAUUCCUCACCUUGCUGACAUGGGCACGUUCAAGCAGUUGAUCGUCCAUGGCCAACCGUUUCUCAUACGUGGCGCUGAGCUCCAGAAUUCCUCCUUCUCUUCUGCCAAGUUCAUGCGCGAGCUUUGGCCGAGGCUCGUUGGCAUGAACCUCAACACGGUCCUCGGAAGCGUUACGUGGGAGAUGAUAGAGCCAGUUGAAGGGCAUUUUGACUUCUCGGAAAUCGAUCGCAUUAUUCUCGAUGCGAGAAAUGCUGGGCUAAAGCUAAUACUGCUAUGGUUCGGAUCAUGGAAAAAUGGCAUGUCCAACUACGUCCCAUCCUGGGUGAAACUGGCUCCGGACAGGUUCCCUCGGGUUUGGCUGCAAGACACAGGCAACCGCCUGAAAGCCACCGAGAUCAUCACACCUCUCUGCGCUGCAUCCACCGAGGCCGAUGCCACUGCCUUUGCAACUUUGAUGAGGCACCUCAGAGAGCUUGACGAGAUGCACUCGACAGUUAUACUCGUACAGCCCGAAAACGAAUGCGGCAUUCUGGGAGAUUCACGUGAUCGCAGCGACAUCGCUGAACUUGUCUAUGGGCAGCCGGUUCCUGAAGAUCUUGUGGCAUUUCUCGAACACGACUGGGACAGCUUGCAUCCAGACCUGAAGCAUCAUUUCGAGAUGCCUCGCCCCUUGGCCUUCAGCGACAAUGCAAAUUCCACCUGGGCCAAGACGUUUGGCGAAGGCCCCUACACCGAUGAGCUGUUCAUGGCCUAUCAUUAUGCCAAGUAUGUUGACGUCGUCGCCAGGGCCGGCAAGAAGGAGUAUCCCCUACCAAUGUUCUGUAACUUUUGGCAGAACUACAACGGCGAGGGCUCUGAUAACGACUUCCCUGUCCUGGCUGGAGGCGGCGGCAUGCCCGGUGACUAUCCCUCCGGUGGUGGUAUCAGCAAUGUCUUGGAUAUAUGGAUGCGUUUUGCGACAGCCAUCGACUUUAUCUCACCCGAUGUUUAUCUCAACGACUAUAUACACAUUUGCGAAACAUAUCGGCAUCGGAACCAGCCCCUUUUCAUCCCUGAGCAGCGUCGUGAUGAGUAUGGGGCUCGCCGACUUUGGAAAGCCAUCGGUUCAUAUCACGCGAUCGGCGCUUGUCCGUUCGGUGUCGACAGUCUCCCGGAAGGUGAGACGUGCGCCUAUACCCGACACUUUGGGCUAAUUGCCCAUGUCUCCGACCUUGUCCUCGAAGCUCAGCAAAGGCCUGGAGCCAUUGUUGGUUUCUUCUUUGACGAGGUUACAGAAGACUACGUGGAAUCAGAAGACCCGAGUACCGUGGUAGAGAUGGGAGGAUAUCAAGUGACAAUUGAGCGUUCCUUUGUGACGGGCGGACCUGGGCCCGGAUACGGCAUUGUUAUUCUUCACCAGGAGAACAACUACCCUAACGAAACAAGGUUUUUGCUUAUUGGCCAAGGUUUCCAAGCUAUCUUCAAAUCCCUCGACCCGAGAUCUUAUUACACGGGGAUUUUGAGAUUUGAGGAGAAGGAAUUCAACAGUUCGAGCGGCAAACUCGAUACCUUGAGACGGCUCAAUGGGGACGAAACAAGAAGUGGACAGUUUGUCAUCAUGCCGAAUGACGAUCCGGAUUACGCAGGGUUCCCAAUCAGUAUCACAAUCCCAGCGAGGACUCGAAUUGCUGAAUGUAGUAUUUAUAGCCUGCUAAAGUAG
Molecule: messenger RNA, 1713 nt
Organism: Fusarium odoratissimum NRRL 54006
Lineage: Eukaryota; Fungi; Ascomycota; Sordariomycetes; Hypocreales; Nectriaceae
Exons: 2
Coding region: 1-1713 (570 amino acids)
Biological process (GO): carbohydrate metabolic process
Cellular component (GO): beta-galactosidase complex
Molecular function (GO): beta-galactosidase activity
Source: RefSeq, a predicted model, not a curated record